CUCAACUCGAUAUAUUCUGAGAUUUCUGUAGGUGACUGCACAAACAAUGUCAGAGGCUAUCUCAACAACUGAUCCAGCCGAUGCUAAUUCGUUCAUAUCCACUGUGGCACAAACUGGAACUGCAUUAAUAGAUGGAAUGUCGCAACAGCUUGGUACUUUGAAUAUCUCGUCUGUCGAAUCCAAGAUCAAUACUGGCCGCUCAAAGAAGGACGCAGGCGACGCUGCAUUCAAGAGCGGUGAUGUCAAGAGUGCACUCCGCUCCUAUCACGAGGCAAUCAUGUACCUUGUUGGAGUAGACAGAAAUGCAAUGAAUGCGCUUGGUAUGGGUUCACCAGCCGCAACACCCGACGAAUCCAAACAAGAAGAGAAGACCGAGGUCGACGUCAUGCUCGAGAAGAUAUAUGCCAACAUGUCUGCCUGUCACAUCAAGCAAGAAAACUGGAAGCGCGCAAUAGAGACGGCGGACAAGGCACUCGCCAAGAAUCCGAAGAACACCAAGGCAUUGUUCCGCAAAGGCAAAGCUCUGGGUGAAAGUGGUUACUUUGAAAAGGCAGAAACCGCUCUGACGGAGGUAAAGAAAAUAUCUCCCGCAGAGGAAACAAUAGUGGACGCUGAGCUGACACGGCUGCGCGCUAUUGAUAAUGAAAGGCAGAAGGUCGCUGAUAAGAAGAUGCGAGGCUGGCUGUCACGAGACAAGAAGGCUUAGGCUGGUCAAAGCGGCGUGGAUAGAAUUAAGCACUCAUACAUCACAGUCAUUGUAAUGGCAGGGCCCUCUCGAGUUGUAAUGUACAUGUAGGGAAUCCUUGGUGAAGAUGGUAUUUGGAGUGGUGUUUGCACGUGAUAUCGUGG
Molecule: messenger RNA, 849 nt
Organism: Pisolithus orientalis
Lineage: Eukaryota; Fungi; Basidiomycota; Agaricomycetes; Boletales; Pisolithaceae
Exons: 8
Coding region: 47-706 (219 amino acids)
Molecular function (GO): protein binding
Source: RefSeq, a predicted model, not a curated record